UGUACUGUGACGUAGGCACUAAAUACUUAUAACCAGUCUAGAAAUUUAAUAAUAGUCUUUAAUUUAAAUGCCAAUGAACUGAUAUUGAAUUAUACAAGUAUUCAUAAAUUAUAUUAUGAACAUUUGUAAUUGUGUUUUGUUAAUUGAAUAUUUGAAACAUUUGAUGGAUUUCAAAGUUGAUUUAACAAAUUCCAGGUAAACACGGGAUAUUUCUGCAUUUUUUGCGGGACACUUCUGUCUACUAAACUUAGAAUUAGUAUGCAUGUAAAAGAGAAACAGCACAUCCGUAAUAAAGCCAUCGAACAGACAAAGCGAUUCGGACGUUACGUGGUGGUCUAUGACAGUAUCCUUAUUGAUCACGACGCAUGGAGUGGCAUGAUGAGAGAUUCUUGUGCCGUAUGUAACGUGGAGGCAGCGGAUAAGAACCUUCACAAAUCGUCUACUUCACAUAUUUUAAAAUUGAUACAUAACACCGUCGAGUUUGGUCCCUCUGAAGAAAUCUACCGUGAGGUGGACGACAGCACAUUUUAUUGCAUAACUUGUAACGCCAUAUUUGCCACAAACGCUUUCGAUGUUCAUUUCAACGAAACUGAGCAUAAUAGCAGGUUGAAAAAAUGUAAAAAGGCUUACUUAGCACACAAAGCAGAUGUAAAAAAAGAGAUCCCUAUUCCUAUAAAAUUAAAGUCCGGAUUGCCAGUAAAAAGAAAAGAAAAGAAAAAUAUUAGAAACAACAAUGGUUUUGCCUCAGAUUCUGUUAUUGACGAGGCGUCCGAUCUAAAACAUUUUAAUAACGACGAUAAAGGAUCGACAUUAUUAAAUUCAACACAUAUAUUUGCAAAAAAUGAAGUUAACGUUAACUUUGAGUAUGAAACUGCAUUUUGUAAGAAAUGUUUCGAAAACGUAAAUUUUGAUUAUGAUUCUAUAGUCAAUCAUAUUAAAGAACAUGACAGAAUGCCAAAAAGCAGAAACGUUAGCUAUGUUCCUUACCAUUGUGAAGUGAGAAAACAAAAUAGUGUUAGAUUACUUGCAAUCAAUUCUUCAUCUACCGAGCUUGAUGAUACAAAACCUAACGUAAUAGACAGUAAAGGCAAAAACGUUACAUGUUCUAAGAAAAAUGUUACUAAGGAUAUGGCUGCCGAUGAUCCUGUCGUAUUCGCCAAGGAAAACCGCAUAACUUACAAUAAAAAUAAUAGCACUGCACACUGCCAAAUUUGCGAGGCUAAUAUCUCUAGUUCACUUAGAUCCAUGAAAGAGCACGUGGCAGGCAGUGUACAUAAAAUAUUAUCAUCGAAAAAAGUAUCCAAGAAAUCUACGGUCAAGAAAACUACCGUCAAGAAAACUACCGCCAAGAAAACUGUCUACAGUAAAUUACCAAUGAAAGACUUUAUAGAGGAAUUAUUUACUAUUAGAAAUUUUACUGGGAAGGAGAGAAUUAUUAAUGACAAAUAUUGUAUUGACCAUUUAAGUUUUCUCGUGAUCACUGAAACUGGCCGAUCGCUAAGGUGUCAGGUUUGCGAAGUAAAUUUGACUUUAGACCAAGUGAAUUUACAUGGAGAAACUUCAAGUCACGUUCGUGCCAUGGGUGAUACAUUAUUCUUAACAUCAUUGGAUGACACGGAGUUUGUCAGAGAGGUGAGAAUGUUUACUUUUCUAUUUAAAGGAAAGAAUAUCAGCGGGUACACCAGCGCUUCUAACUUAGGGCUAAUUAAUAACCCCUGCGGGAUAAAUCAGCUAUUAUCGGGAAUAAAUAAAGACCCUAAUAAUUAAGACCAAAUUCAAUAAAAGAGUAAUAAAACUGUCACAGUGUGGAACAUGAUUUGGAAAACGAUGUUAUUAUAA
Molecule: messenger RNA, 1839 nt
Organism: Diatraea saccharalis (sugarcane borer)
Lineage: Eukaryota; Metazoa; Arthropoda; Insecta; Lepidoptera; Crambidae
Source: the annotation of a GenBank genome assembly